Daktulosphaira vitifoliae (grape phylloxera) is the source of this 5379-nucleotide messenger RNA. RefSeq lists its product as uncharacterized. The coding region runs from base 607 to 5379 and encodes 1590 amino acids. Gene Ontology annotation, molecular function: nucleic acid binding. The transcript has a single exon. The record is from RefSeq and is a predicted model, not a curated record. NCBI's taxonomy places the organism in Eukaryota, Metazoa, Arthropoda, Insecta, Hemiptera, Phylloxeridae. Gene Ontology annotation, biological process: DNA integration.
UUUUUAUAAUUAGAGUACUAAAUUGAAAAAAAAAAAAGAAAAUGUAUUAAAUUAAAAAUAUUAUAUUUAUAAGAUCCACUCACCCACACUUAUUUAUUAAGUUUUUUACCUUUAUUUAAUGUAUCAGUACUGUUGGUGAUUUUUAUCAAUUGUUAUUACUUUGAAAUUCUGUGAAAAAAUCAUUUGGAAAAAUUUGUAGUAAGUGUUGUGAUAUUGUUAGAUUAAUUAUUUAUUUGAACGUUUCGUUUUGUCAUUAUAAAUUAUUAGCAAAUUUUGGAUAGCGCGGUAAAAUAUUCAAAGGCUAUUUUUCAGAAUGUCGGACGAUGCCUAUGAUAAUGAACCCGAGUGUGUAAUGCUGACUUGAUCGCAGGGUUAGUGCGUAGGCGCGCUAUUAUAAAAUGUUCAUUAACUCGAGUAGCAACUUUUAUCGACCGUUUUAUUCCAUCUCCAGCCUCUUAUGCAGAAGCCGCGUCUCGUUUAAAUACUCUCCCUGCUAUUUUAAAUCAAUUUGAAGAUGUUCAACAAAAGGUUGAGGAAAUUGACAUUGAUCAUGACGAUGAUCAUCAUGCUCAGCAGCGCGAAGAUUUUGAAUCUAAGUAUCAUGAUAUGGUGGGUCGAUUAUCAAGAUUAAUACCUACGCUAACGCCAGCGGUUUCAUCGCCUGACAACUAUGUCCAUGCACAAGAGUCGUCUUCGCAUGUCUCGUGGUCAAGGUUAGAGUCCUUGCUCGCUAAAAAUCUGAGCAUGAAGUCGGUUACACAUUUACCAUCGUUACCGUUAGAGAAGUUUGACGGAGACUAUAUAAAAUGGCCAAGGUUUUAUAAUUGUUUCAUGAAACGAGUGAAUGAUGCUGCUAGUCUCGAUGAGGUGGAUAAAUUGUAUUUUUUAAGAUCUUGUUUACAAGGAACGCCGUUAGACUUAAUCGAUGGAUUAGAUGUUGGCGAUUCGUCGUAUAGUCGGGCCUUAGCUCUUCUCAAGGAUCGCUAUGAGCGCAAGCGAUUUUUAAUAGACACCCAUGUUCGAUCGUUGUUAGAAAUGAAAAAUUUGGCAAGUUCAGCUUCAAAGGAUUUGCGUAACUUUUUAUCGACGUUUGAUAAGCAUGUGGAAGCUCUUUGUUCUUUAAAACGACCGGUUGAGCAUUGGGAUGAUCUAUUAGUGGGGAUUGUACGAAGUAAAUUGGAUCUUGCUACACUAGAAAAAUGGGAUUUGUCGUAUAAGGCCAAUGACGACGUGACAUUUAAAAUGCUUUAUGAUUUUUUAGAGACACGUGCUAGUUCCUUAGAGUCGUUUGAAGGACAAGUAGGUCAAGGUCGUCAAGUAAACAAGUCAAAGGUAAGUAACCGUGGUUCGACUGUGUUAUCGGUACAAAAAAGAGUUAAAAUUUGUCCCAUCUGUUCACAAACUCAUAUGAUUUACCACUGCCCUAAAUUUAAAUCUAUGUCUUUAACUAACAGAUAUGGCGAAGUAAAGCAGAAGCACUUAUGCUUUAACUGUCUCCUUUCGGGUCACGGUACAAGAGACUGCAAAUCGCAAUUAUGUCGGCAUUCUGGUAAGAAACAUAAUUCUAUGUUGCAUGGAUUACCGUACCAGUCUAGGAAUGCUACUUCCACUCCCAAUAGAGCAGAUGAAGCACCUACCAGUGGGUUAGUGCCAUCAGAGCAACCACAAACUAGUUCUACGAGUUCAAUGACUGAACCUGGUAGUUCUGUCGCGGUUCACAAUGCAUGUACAAGUACCCAAGUCUUAUUAGCCACCGCAGUUGUUAUGGUGCAGAACAGUCGCGGUAAAAGGUUUCCAUGUCGCGCCAUAUUGGACAACGGAUCACAAAUCAACAUAUUAACACAAAAAAUGGCCAGGCGCUUAAACUUGGACGUUAAAAAUGCCAUGUUACCAAUUUGUGGAAUUAAUGGGGUUAACACAAAGUCAUCUCAAUGGACAAAUUUAUCUUUCUUCGCUGUUCACUCUUCAUUCAGUAAAACUAUUGGUUGUCACAUAUUGCCAGCUAUAACGGUCUCGUUGCCGUCACGGUCCUUCAACGUUAGUGGAUGGAGUCUACCCGACAAUGUACGAAAUGCGUUGGCAGAUCCUGAGUUCAACAUAUCGUCAGAAGUAGAUUUAUUAUUGGGCGCUGAGAUAUACUAUGAGCUAAUUCGUUCACAGCCGUUGGUGAUGCCAGGAGGUUUGCCUUGGUUGUACGAUACGGCUCUUGGUUGGGUAAUUUCGGGCCCUUUGUCAAAGAAUGAUGAUCAUAGCGUUGUCGAGGUAUCCACCGUCUGUGCACUAGGAACAACCACUGCGUGGAUGAAUUCAGAACCAUUAAUCAGGCAGACGAAACAUGAGGAGGAGUUAGCGUUUGAGAGAUAUUUUCAAGACACUCAUAGUCGAUUAGCGGAUGGGCGUUUUGUCGUUCGACUACCGUUUCGAAAAGAACCAUCAGUGCUUGGGGGUUCAAUGAAUAUGGCUCUCAAACGAUUCCUGACACUCGAAAAAAAAAUGUGUAAUAAUUCAGAAUUGGCAAGGGAGUAUAAAAAUUUUCUCAAGGAAUAUGAAGAGAUGGGUCACAUGUCAAAAAUAGAUGAUACCGUUGCAACACCCGGUACUUAUUAUUAUAUACCCCACCAUGCGGUGUAUAAAGAUUCAAGUAGCACCACCAAGUUGCGAGUUGUCUUCGAUGCUUCUAUGAAAACCACUACUGAUUAUUCUCUGAAUGAUAUUCUGAUGACCGGUCCUGUCGUGCAACAAGAGCUUUUCGAUAUAGUGCUGCGUUUCCGUUACUAUUUGUACGUGGUUACUGCAGAUGUCGCCAAGAUGUACCGUCAAGUCCUCGUCCAUGAGAAUGAUCGACAUUUUCAAAGAAUAUUAUGGCGCGAUGCACCUGACAAGCCUUUACAACAUUAUGUACUUAAUACUGUAACCUAUGGGACGGUUCCCGCUUCGUUUUUAGCCACUAGAGUUCUUAAGGAGUUAGCACUGGGCAGCGCUGCUGAUUAUCCUAAGGCAAGCUUAUCAAUACUACAAGACUUUUACAUGGAUGAUUACCUUAGCGGUGCUGACAGCAUGGAAGAUAUAAAGACCAUGUAUCAGGAGGUUUCUAAAAUAUUAGAAAAUGGUGGUAUGCAACUGCGUAAAUGGUGUUCAAAUGCUGAGGAAUUACGCGAGCAUUUCGCGUGUGCUUCUACGGAAAAGCAUUAUUCUUUAGAACUUAGCACGGAUAUGACAGUGAGUUCUCUAGGGCUUAUUUGGUGUCCCAUAACUGAUGAAUUGAAGUUCUUGAGUAAGGAAAGAACAGCAAGAAGCGUUAAAACCAAAAGAGAUUUGCUAUCAACACUAAAUAGCGUAUUUGACCCACUUGGCUUUUUAGGUCCCGUCUUAAUCCGAGGAAAGGUGUUUCUGCAAGAAUUGUGGCAGAUCAAUUUGAAUUGGGACGAUGUUCUGCCCGAAGAGUUGCAAGUCAGGUGGGCUACUUAUAUUCAAGAGUUAGAAGGACUGCACCAGUUAAGGAUACCUCGUGCGGUUAAAACGGAUGGUCAAGGCACAAUGGAACUACAUGGCUUUUGUGAUGCGUCCCAAAGUGCUUAUGGUGCUUGCAUUUACUUACGUCAGCAAAUCGGGCUAAAUUCAUGGACAGUUCGAUUAUUAUGUGCCAAAUCCCGGGUUGCGCCUACCAAAACUUUAACUAUACCACGAUUGGAACUUUCCGGCGCACUGUUAUUAGCUGAGUUAAUGAAUCGAAUCGUCAAAUUGAGCAAUUUUAAUUCAAAGGACGUGUAUUGUUGGUGUGAUUCAACGGUGGUCUUAGCUUGGAUUCAGGGUAGUCCCGCCCAAUGGAAGACGUACGUGGCUAAUCGUGUUACUCAAAUUUUAGAUGCGAUCGGCAAUGUAAGGUGGAGACACGUUCCUACCGAUUGUAACCCCGCAGAUCCCCUUUCGCGUGGAAUAAAUGUAGACGCGUUGUUGUCGUCGGACCUAUGGUGGAAUGGUCCUAUUUUUCUUAGAGGCGUCGAAGAAGAUUGGCCAAUCACAUACGAAUCAUACACGGUUUCUAAAGAAGUGUCAAAUGAACGACGGCCUGUUAAGUUUACUCUCACAACGACUGCUCCCGUAGAUAAUAGGUUACUUCAAUAUUUUUCGACCUGGCACAAGUUGUUGCGCAUGACUGCCAUAUGGAAGCGGUUUAUUGCCUGGGUCCGUCGUAGAACGAAACCUACAUCACCUCAACCAGGAACAGGUCCUCUUAGUGUUAUUGAGCUUAAUGACUCACGUGAUAUCUGGAUUAAAUUUGUUCAGCAACAGGCUUUUUCAGCAGAGAUACAAGAAUUAAGCAAGGGUAAUUUCGUAACUAAGGGACCGUUAAAAAAUUUAUCGCCGUUCCUCGACAAAGGGAUAUUGCGAGUUGGAGGUCGUUUGAAACAUUCUGAAUUAGAUUUGAACCAGAAACAUCCAGCGUUGCUACCACGCAAUCAUCGAGUGACUCAAAUGAUAUUCGAAGCCUACCAUAAGAAGUUCCUACAUAUCGGUCCUCAAGGUUUACUAGCAAAUAUUCGUGCACAUUUUUGGCCAUUAAGAGGCAGAGACCUAGCACGCAUAACCGUUAACAAAUGUAUAAAAUGUUUUCGAGCGAAGCCCAUUCCAAUGCAACCAUUAAUGGGACAGUUACCAGCUGCGCGAGUGUCCGCAAAUCGGCCGUUUACGCACACUGGAAUUGAUUUCGCCGGUCCUAUUAUGAUUAAGGUUGGAAUACGUAAGAGCACAUUAAUUAAGACUUAUGUUAGUGUGUUUGUUUGUCUAUCUACUAAAGCUGUACAUCUCGAGCCCGUCAGCGAUUUGAGUGCCGAUGCCUUCAUGGCUUGUUUACGACGUUUCAUUUCACGACGAGGUUUGCCAUCUCAUAUCUGGUCUGAUAAUGCCACUAAUUUCGUGGGAACUAAACGGGAAAUAAUCAAAUAUUAUGCAAAACAAAGGUCCGGAAGAACUGUAUAUGAUGAACUGCUUGAUGAAGGUAUACAAUGGAUUUUUAUACCACCAUCAGCGCCGCAUUUUGGAGGAGUUUGGGAAGCGGCCGUCAAGUCUUGUAAGUAUCAUUUGGUACGCACUAUUUUGGGCUCGAGUUUUAAUUUUGAAGAGUUGUGUACCGUACUUGCUCAAGUUGAAGCGUGCUUGAACUCAAGACCCUUAACACCGUUAUCUUCAGAUCCGUGCGAUUUUAAGGUUCUAACACCUAGUCAUUUUUUAAUCGGUGGACCUGCUCAGGUGAUACCAGAACCGGAUCUUUUGGAUAUACCAGCAAAUCGAUUACGAAAAUGGGCAUUGAUGCAAAAAACAAUGCAAGACUUUUGGCGUAGAUGGAGAAUGNCAAUGCAAGACUUUUGGCGUAGAUAG